ACAUAUAUGUAUGUAUGUACGUACUUAUGUUAUACUUUAUCACCCCGUACUAAUAAAGUGAGUCUCCAAAACUUAUUUUUAAAAAUUCGUCUGCGUGUAGUGUUUUCGUAAUGUUCAUACAUUUAUCAAUGUUUAGUUUCUAAUAAAUAAAGUGUUGUCUAUAAUAACUAGGGAGCCCACCAAAACUUAGUGGGAAAAAUAUGCCUGAAAUAAUCAGUUGUUUUAAAUAUCAGUUAAAUGGCACAAGAUAAAAUUAAAAAUACGUAUCUUCAUACGCAUCACAGCAGAAGUAUUUCCAGCAAAACUAAUGAUAUAUCCUCUACACAAAAAAAUGUUCACUUUGCCAAAGAAAACUUCUCAUCUGUCGUUAAUGUUUCAAAAAAUAAACAAGAACGCAAUAGGAAAAAAGCAAUUAUCAUUAAAAGUAAAAUGAAAAAUAUAAACAUGAAUACUAAUUUUAAUGACGGAAAUGAAUUAAGUAGCCCAAAUAAAAAUCUAUUACAUAUAAGGAGAAACAUUGAUAACAAUAAUAUUAAAACUUUUCAAAAUCAAAAUAUUCAUUCAUAUAAAUAUCCACAAAAAUCAUGUGGUAGCAGUGCGAAUAUAAAUACGUCUACAGAAUCAUUGCGAUCUAUAGAAUCAAUCGGAAACUGCUUUACGAGUGUAUCUGCACCUUCGCUAACUAAGAAUUUAGUUGACGAAAAAAAUAAUUUUCUUGCUCCCACUCAUAUACAAAUAACAAAUAACCGUGGCCUGCAUCAAACAUUUUUAUCAAAUCAACCAAUUUUGAAUUUCAAUUCUAAACUAUGUUCCCAACAAGAAAAUUCUGAAAAUUGGAGCCCUCGCAAUGCUCAAUUCAGUCAAUAUGCAAAAAAUAUUAAUGAAGUGCACUCCAAUGAAGCUAAAAACUCAAUUCCAACGAAAAGUGUUUCCUUAGCGAAUACUAACAAAUCAAGUUCUAAUUUUAAGCAGCAAAAUAUUUUGAAAAAUAAUUUUUCUACAUAUGCGAAAGGAAUAAACAACAAUUGUUAUGUUAACCAGGAUGUAAAUGGUCCCUCUUCAAAUUCAUCAGUAAAUCAACACUGCAAUCGAGUCAAGACCCAUCAAAAUUAUAAUAAUUUGACGUAUGUUGUUACUGAAAAAGAAAAUGUGAGGAGUUCAUGUAAUGAAAAACAAAAAUCAGAAAUGUCAAAUUUAAAAACAGAAAAUAACUGUUCUGAAAACUUUAAUGCUUCUUGUAUUUCAUUGUCAAAAAGUAAACCAAGUGAUAUAGAAGCUAAUUCAUUAAAAACCUUUGAUUUAUUCGAUACUGAACAAUCAAACAAUGUCUUUCUUCCAACUAAAAAUAAUACCAUUUACGCUAAAAAUACGUUGGAGCCACCAAUAUAUACUAAUCAAGAAUAUCGCACCGUAGCUCAAAUUUUUCCAAACUAUGCUUCAACAGCUCCACCCGAGUACGAAAACUUACACAAAAUCCAUAAUUACAAUUUUUUACAGCAAAACUUGACAUAUUUUGACACAAAACCGAACUUCAAUGUGAUAAAUGUACAUAGUCCGCAUAGAACUUUUCAUCAGCCGGAGUCAUCAACAAUUUACAUGAAUAAUCAAUCAACAUUAUCUCGAUCGCCAAAAAGAAUAGAAAAAAGAAAUACUCAUGGGAAAAAAACUUGGUUUCCAACUUUAAAAUCAUUCCACACAACUGGAAAUACACCGCCCGAUAGAUUUUUAGCGAAGUCUUACUUAAUGGAAGUUAAACUUACUCCGAAACAAAUGUUGAACAAUUCAGAAUGGGAUAAACUGUCUUCUGAAAUUUGGCAGAAAUUUUCAUUACACCAGCAAAAAGAACUAACAUAUCGGAAAAAAAUAUACCUCUGGAAAUAUCUUUACUUAUCAAUAAAGAGAAAUUUCCCUCGCUAUGGUCUUUAUUUAGUUGGAUCAACAAUAACUGGAUUUGGAACUAAUAGUUCAGAUGUUGAUAUGUGUCUUGUACACAGAGCGUCAUUUGCCUUAGAUUCGAGAUUUGAAGCAAUUUCACAUUUAAAUAAUAUUCAAGAAUAUUUAAAAACUUUGGAAAUUUUUGAACAAUUUCAUUUGAUUGAAGCCAAAGUUCCAAUUUUAAGAUUUUCUGAUUUAAACAACUCGAUUGAGGUUGAUUUAAAUUUUAAUAACAGUGUUGGGAUCCGAAAUACCCAUUUGUUAUAUUGUUAUUCACAACUCGACUGGAGAUUACGACCUCUUGCUUUAACUGUAAAACUUUGGGCCCGGUAUCACAAUAUAAAUAAUGCAAAAACUAUGACUAUAUCAAGUUAUUCCCUGGUCCUGAUGGUAAUACAUUUUUUGCAAUUUGGUGUCAAUCCACCAGUUCUUCCAUGUUUACAUGAAAUGUAUCCAGAAAAAUUUAAUAUUAUACUUACUUCAAAUGAGUUUGGAUUUGUUGAUAUGAUUGAAGAAAUUAAGCCAUAUAAGUCGGAAAACAACAAAACUUUGGGAGAAUUAUUUUUACUAUUUCUUGAAUAUUAUAGCUAUUUUAAUUAUUCUAAAUAUGCGAUAUCCAUUCGCACUGGAAAAUUAUUACUAAUAGAUGAAUGCCGCAAAGUUCAAAGCGUAAAAAAUGAUAUUCACCAAUGGAGAGAAUUAUGCAUAGAAGAGCCAUUUGAUUUAACUAAUACAGCCAGGUCUGUUUAUGAUAGUGAAACUUUCGAUAAAAUUAAAAAUAUAUUUUUAACAUCAUGGCAAAUUUUAAAAAAUACAAUGGAACUGAACAAUAUUUUUGCACCGUUAUAUAUUUUCCAAGAGACAAAAGUUCCAAAAAAUUAAAUUAAUUUCAUAAAUUUCUAUAACAGUUAAAAAAUUAAAAAAAAAAAAAUUUGCAUAGGUAUAAAAAAUCAAAAAGCAAAAAAAAAUACAAAAAUAUAAAAAAUAAAAAAAAGCUCAAAUUAUAUUAGUCAUAUUUCAUGAAAUAUUUGAAAAUAUGUUCUUGUAGAAAUGGAGAAAAUUUAAAUCUAUGUAUUGUCAAUAUCAAAUAAGUUGUCAGAAUUAGUAUUGUAUCUAUUAUUGAAUUCCGAAAAUUUAAAGUGUUAGGAGUGAAUAUGUGGCUAACAGAAGCUGAUCAUAUUUUGAAUGCAUACCUAUACAAAUUUUUUAAUUUAAUUUACAAUCGUUUAAAAACUUUAAUGCGUAGACAACAGUGCAAACCUUUAAUUUUGUUUCAAGUAAUCCAAAAAGGAUGUCUACUACAUACAUAAUUGUAAUGCUAUUGCAUGAAAAUUUGUAAAUUUUAAAAUAGGUCCGGUUUAUAUGUACUUACAUACACUUCAUAAUAUGAAAAAUGCUUAAACCACAUAUUACAAUAGAUACAUACAUAUAUGUACAUAUUUAUAUAUUAAACAUAGUUAAGUGUAUUAAAUUUGAUUAAUUACUUAAAUAUUCAUUAUAUUAUAACUAUAAAGUUCUAUGUGUAUUAUAUAUCUUUAUAUAUUCUGUCUAAGUUAAAUAUUUUGCAAGUUGUACAUUAAGUUUGGAAAAUUCAUUUAUUUAUCUCUUGCUAAUAUUAUGUGGUGAAAUUUUACUUAAAUCGUAAAUUAUACAUACAUACAUACAUUCCUUGCCGUAUUCCAGUAAGCAAGCAUCCCGCAUGAUAUUGUAUUAAUUGUUAUAAUCAAAGUUGAUUUUCAAAUAAUUUAAUAUAAAAUAAAUUCAGAGAGCGAAAAAUCAAAAAUUUGGUCAUGUUUUCUCUUUCAUUAAAUCAAUAUGUAAAAAAUAUUGCGUUAUUGUAGAUGGGUUUAAAGUCCUUUUUAGUAAAUAUUUAACAUUUGAAUUUUAAAUGAUUGAAUCACAGUACCUGCAAUUUUUUUGUGCUAUGCAUACAUAUGUAAUAUAAAAUCAUAAUGAUAGUGUAAUAUAAAAUUUUUGUAUAUCUCUUAAUUUUGUCAACCUAAAAAUUAUACUUUAUGGUAUUAUCUGCAAUCAUAAAUUAAGCUCCAAUUUUUGAUUUUCACUUACCGUAAUUAAGUACACAUCCUUAUUAUAUAUAUAUGUAUGUAUGAAUGUAUAUGCAAAUGAGUGUUCCCACUUGCAUUAUGUGCAAACAAAAU
Condylostylus longicornis is the source of this 4094-nucleotide messenger RNA. Its product is annotated as poly(A) RNA polymerase GLD2-like. The record is from RefSeq and is a predicted model, not a curated record. Lineage: Eukaryota; Metazoa; Arthropoda; Insecta; Diptera; Dolichopodidae. Gene Ontology annotation, molecular function: poly(A) RNA polymerase activity. Gene Ontology annotation, cellular component: cytosol. The transcript is spliced from 2 exons. The coding region runs from base 238 to 2817 and encodes 859 amino acids.